UUUUCUUCGCAUGUUCGCAUCUUCUUUCCCCCAGUGCUGAAUGUUUUUUUAACAUCGAAAAAUCCUUCAAGAACACGUGCUUUCGUAAGACGGGGGUAAUGGAAAUCUAUUAUUUUUAAAUUUCUAGGCUGAACUAAUGGGUUCUCCACCGCGGAAGAAAUUUAAAGAUAGUGCUGUUCCGACCUUGUUUAAUUUUACAAAACAGCCUGAGAAACGUAAAAGAACAGAAAAAAGAAUCGAAGACCGUCAGAAACGACAGCUAAUUGAUUCUAUGCUGGAAACAGAAGCAAGUGAUACUACACAACCUAAAAAUAAACAAGAAAUGGGAACCCAGACUGAAACAAAUGGCGUUGAUAAAGCUGUCAAUGCUGUCAAGUGCACUAAGACACGCGGCGUUCAAUGUCAAUCAUCACUGUAUGUGAGUCAUGAAAAGGUUGGAAUCCAAGUUGCUCCAAUAAAAGUGAAGAUUCCAAAACCAAAAAAAAAGGACAAAUGUUGUAAUACCGAUUUUUCUUUCUCGCCCGAUGUAGAAGUAUCGAUGUCUGUCAUAGAAGAAUUUUCAGAAUACGAGGAAGAAGCAAUUAGUAAUAAUGAGAAAAGUCAAGACGAAUCGUUCAAUUUGGAAAAUCUGUCAGAUAGUGAGAAUGAUAACGACGUCGGAUUUGCUCUCCGUGAAUGGGAUAUAAAUACCAUUUUCAGAUGGAUAUUUAUUACGAAUUGCCCAUAAAGCACACGACGGUAUAAUUUUUCGCACACCUUUUCCCAACCUGUUAUGUAUCCACCACGUGUACUGUUUAUAACCGGCAAAACGUAGUGAACUAAAAAGAAAUUGUGAUAUAACACAAGUUUGUUCCCAAGUCCUUUCUUGCCCUUAACCCUUAAAAUAAGAUGCAAUAAAAAAACGUACCAAUUAUCCGUGUGCAUUGCAUCGCCCCUUAAAUUAUUUAGAGCAGACAGUGCAGUGGUUAGUACUGGUUUACAUAGACAAACCAUCCCAAAAGUUUCGGCUUCAGUAAUACAUUGUUUUCCUAAAAAGAAAAUUUUAAAAAAUGACCCCCGUCUCAAGUUUUGAUUUUUGAGCGCACGUUCUCAUUCGAUUUGUAAAGCUGAACAAAAUAAAACAACCACCGUUGUGUUUUUUUUGUGAGAUUGUUUUGGCAGUAGCGAAUGAUAACGAAUAAAAUAUAUGCGAAGGAGAGUUAAAUGUUUUUGAGAAAAAACUCAUGUUAGGCAAAAUAUUUUGAAAGAAGUUUUGCGUCAGUUGUCGUGUUCGUAGGCAUAUUUUUUUUUAUCAACGCGAAGACCAAUAUUUAAAGGGAAUAUGUAGAGUUUUGUUAUGGUUUUAAACACGAAAAAGAAAAUUAUGCUUGGCUAAAUUUUUUGUUUAUUUUACCUUCAAAAUGAUUGUCAGGAAUUUCAUUUGUAUCCCUGCAACACAAGCUUUCACUGUACGACUCCAUCGCUCUACAGUGACCACCGCAUUGGCACCAGUUAUUAUUGCCGAUCCUUGAAACUUCAUCUUCUUCCUCAUCACUCUC
This is a messenger RNA of Hydractinia symbiolongicarpus, 1538 nucleotides long. RefSeq lists its product as uncharacterized. The record is from RefSeq and is a predicted model, not a curated record. The coding region runs from base 137 to 727 and encodes 196 amino acids. NCBI's taxonomy places the organism in Eukaryota, Metazoa, Cnidaria, Hydrozoa, Anthoathecata, Hydractiniidae. The transcript has 2 exons.